This is a messenger RNA of Melanotaenia boesemani (Boeseman's rainbowfish), 2535 nucleotides long. It is a transcript of the gene nanos1, whose product is annotated as nanos homolog 1. Gene Ontology annotation, molecular function: mRNA binding; zinc ion binding. The transcript has a single exon. Gene Ontology annotation, biological process: oogenesis; negative regulation of translation. Lineage: Eukaryota; Metazoa; Chordata; Actinopteri; Atheriniformes; Melanotaeniidae. The record is from RefSeq and is a predicted model, not a curated record. The coding region runs from base 216 to 881 and encodes 221 amino acids. Gene Ontology annotation, cellular component: perinuclear region of cytoplasm.
UGAUCAGAAACUUGGGUUUGAAGGGGGGAGUGCCCCGCCCUCCUGGUCCUUAUAACCCGAAAGCCUGGUUGCGGGACGCUCAAACAAAACAGGAACACUGGAGACGACAUUGCUGUACAUGAAGUAUUCCUGGAGGCGAACUCUGGCUACUGAGACUUUACGGAUUACACUUGCUGUUUCGCUUUUUGACGGCAAGCAAACGAACAGAAGUGGCCAUGGAUUUUCUCAAUCACAACUAUUUGAAUGCGCGCAGCCCAUAUGACUAUACUUUUAAUUUCUGGAACGACUAUCUCGGGCUGACCACGUUGGUUACGAAGAAUAAUAAGCUCAGCAUGCCCCAAAAUCCAAACUCCAUCACCGAGUCUUUAAAAGCGACCCUGGGCUUGGACGAUUCCCCGGCGUGUCCGUGCGUCGGAGAGAGCGGGCACCUGGACUGCUGCUGCCCUUCUGGAAGCCCCCCGCCGGCCUCCAUCCUGGACUUGAAGGAACGUUUCUCCAUCCUAAACCCCUUCCAAAAUCAGCUCGGCGUCCAGCUGCCGGAGCGGGAUGUGGGUUUUGGUGGAAGCUUCGCGGGGUUCGAUCUGUUUGGCAUGGAGAAGAAGAUGCGCAAACCCGCGUCCAGGAGCAAACAGGAGCCCAAAAUCUGCGUCUUCUGCAGAAAUAACGGAGCGCCCGAGGAGGUGUUCGGCUCCCACGUCCUGAAGACUCCGGAUGGCAGAGUUGUGUGCCCGAUUCUGAGGGCUUAUACCUGUCCCCUGUGCAGUGCCAACGGGGACAAUGCCCAUACGAUAAAAUACUGUCCACUGUCAAAAGACCAGCCAUCCCAGCGACCAUUAAAAGGGGGGAGGGCUGUGGGCGGUAAGAGGAUGAAAAUAUUUUAAAACAAACAAGACUAUAAAGUAAAUUGAAUUGCACUGAACAAUUUCCAGAUGACUGUUUUGAUUUCGGCUCUAGCCUUUAUCCUAGUUUAGUAAACAUAAUGAUUUUAUCUUUUUGUUUUCUCUCUAAGAUCUCUUAUAUUUUUAUAGUUCUUUUAUCCACAUAGAAUACUUUUAUGCUUUAAACAUUGGAUUUAUUUUCAUUUCUAGUUUGUAGUCAUUUGAGCGUGUGCAUAUCAAUACACAUAUGUAUCAAUAAUCACAAAGUGUGAAUAAGUCUAAAAAAAGUACUUUGGUCAUAUAGGGAAACACAUUGGUAUUCGGCAAAGGGGGUGAAUGUCAUAGCCUAUUUCUACCAAGUAUUUUUGUACGGUGAGCUAAGCUCGCUACAAUUUUCUUUCACGUCUUAGAAAACCAAAGUUAUGUUUGCCAUUAAAGAAGCUCAAGAAUGUGUCAUUAAUGAAUACUUGUGUGCAUCUGACUAGGGGAGGAACACUUUGAUCCCCUCUGCCUGCCUGAAAACUCCACAGCAUAUUUUCCAACUUGCUUUAAAAGUUGACAUUCAAUCUGAGAGGCAGGAAGAAAAAAAAAAAAAAAAAAGGACAAUGUGGCCUCUGUUGUAGGGAUCAUAUUCUCUGUGGAACAUUAUAAUCAGUUGUUGUCAUGCCAAACCCCGGUUUCAAUUCUAUGUGAUGAGAAGAUUUUAUUUUUUUUUAACCUCACAAACAGUCAGAAAUGAGAGAAACUAUUUUGCAUUUUUAUGUUUACAUUCCCAAACGAGGGUGACACACUGGAUUUCUUUUCUGCCAGGUUUCUCUUUCUCUAUGGCGUCCUAUUGUUUUGGUUUUCCCUGACAAUAUGUUCACCACAGAGUCUCACGGGGUAGAUCUGCUCUGCAUUGUGAAGUAGAGAUUAACCCAUUUACCUUUUCACUCUUAUUGCGAGGGUAAAAAAAAAAGCAAAAAAAAAAAAAAGCAAAAUGAAUGUUAGUAUACAACACCUUAACCCAUCAUUAUUUUUUUCUGAUGAAUCCCAAAAAGAUGCAAAAAUGUUGUGAAUGUAUGAUUGAAAGUGUCACUUGCAGGACUGCACAUUUAUGACAGUUUUGUUUACCAAAGGAAUACAAUUGCAUUGAAGACAGACAAAAGAUUUGCUGUAUUGUAAAUAAAGUGAUGUUUAUUCAGUAUUUUAACAUUACAAGUGACUUCAGAGGGCGCUACCUCAACAGGAUUUUGUACUUACAUGUAAAAUGUCAACAGCAGUUUAUUGAUAUAGUGCUGCCAUUUAUAAUAAGGGUUUUGAUAGUAUUUUUGAUCUUUGUAUAACAUAAUUGUAUUUUCAUUUUGUUGCAUUUAACAUAAUGGAAAGUUUCCAAGAAGCUAUAAACAUUGCUCACCAAAAGGUGAUUGUGUGUAAAUAGUGAAUAUACCCAUACUUUUUAAAGUUUAGUUGCCUAAUGUUGCAUUAAGAGUGUGCAGGAGAGUGGAUAUUGAAAAAGGCUGACAACAUUUGCCACUUUUAACAGAGGUUUUUGAUUAAAUGAAUAAGAGAAAAAGAAACACUGUUGAACUUUGUUAUUUAUAUUUUACCAUAUUUUACUGUAUGCUGCUGUGCAGAAUAACACAAAUUCACUAGAUAAAUAAAAACGUAUCAAGUA